AUGGCUCCUGUGACUCAGACCGGACCCGAGGACAAGCCUGGACCUGUGGACUCCAACAAGCAGCGGAGGCUCGCGGUGGAGAAGGCUCGAAGGGACCGGAUCAGCUGCAGCAUCGAGCAGCUGCGGACUCUGCUGGACCCGGAGCGGAGCGGCGCCCCCCGCCUGGAGAGGGUCGACGUCCUGGAGCUGGCCGUGGGGCUCCUGAGGCAGAGGGCCGUGGCCCCCCGCGUGGCCCCAGCUACUCCCGCGGCUUCUCGCAGUGUCUGCAGGAGACCCUGCGCCACCUGUCGCUGCACGCGCCGCUGCGGCCCGCGGAGCGGCGAGGAGAUCAAGCGCUUCUACGUGCGGCAGAGAGCGGCGUUGCAGCGGCACGUGUCCGGGGAGCAGCGGCGGAGGACGGCGGCCAGGAAGCGGUCAGGAUCCCGGUCUGCCGCGCGGUGCCACGGCGCCCUGUGGAGGCCGUGGUGA
Molecule: messenger RNA, 468 nt
Organism: Lates calcarifer (barramundi perch)
Lineage: Eukaryota; Metazoa; Chordata; Actinopteri; Centropomidae
Product: transcription factor HES-5-like
Exons: 2
Coding region: 1-468 (155 amino acids)
Molecular function (GO): protein dimerization activity
Source: RefSeq, a predicted model, not a curated record